Molecule: messenger RNA, 1158 nt
Organism: Uloborus diversus
Lineage: Eukaryota; Metazoa; Arthropoda; Arachnida; Araneae; Uloboridae
Product: forkhead box protein D3-like
Exons: 1
Coding region: 1-1158 (385 amino acids)
Biological process (GO): cell differentiation; anatomical structure morphogenesis; regulation of transcription by RNA polymerase II
Molecular function (GO): DNA-binding transcription factor activity, RNA polymerase II-specific; RNA polymerase II cis-regulatory region sequence-specific DNA binding
Source: RefSeq, a predicted model, not a curated record
AUGCGCUAUCAUCUGGCCUCAGAGGCAGGCCCAAGAAGCCAGGCCAUCUCGCUGACCAACGGCGACUACUUAAUGGAAGCUUUGCAGCACGGUGUUACCCGGACCGGUUUCUGUUCUGGGCAAGAACUCAUGUGCUCCCCUCUGAUGGCGAUGCCCCCUCAUGAUUCCAAGAUCGACGCCCUGGUGUCUGUCGACUCUGACAGUGAUCUCCAAGACAGUGAUUUUGACGGGGGUGGUGUCGCUGAAGCUGACACGACGGACACAUCAGUUGACCCCAGUGCGGAGAGGCAGGAGAAUAAUUCCGAAGAUGGUGGCUCUGCGAAAGGCAAAGGACAUUUGGUGAAGCCCCCUUAUUCGUACAUAGCACUCAUUACCAUGGCAAUUUUGCAAUCACCGGAAAAGAAACUUACUCUCAGUGGCAUUUGCGAAUUUAUAAAGAACCGUUUUCCGUUUUAUCGCGAAAAGUACCCCAUGUGGCAGAACUCUAUCAGACACAACUUGAGCCUCAACGAUUGCUUUCUCAAGAUCCCCCGGGAACCAGGGAACCCUGGCAAGGGCAACUACUGGACUUUAGACCCCGCUUCUGAAGAUAUGUUUGAUAACGGUAGCUUCCUUCGCCGCCGCAAGCGCUACAAGAGACAACAGCCCUACCAGCUCAAAGACCCCUCAGCAUUCAUGGCUGCAACUCUAGAUCCCUAUCGUCAUGGACUGUUUGCAGGUCAUCCUCAUUUAGCACUCGGGUACCCAUAUAUGCCGCACAUACCCUCGCCGGUGCCCUUGCUAUCACCCCAGGACUUUGCCAGAUUAACUCUUCACCCCAUAAACAUCGGAGCCAUGCACAGUCCUUUAGGAGCCCCAGUGUGUAGUGGGCCCCCUGGUAUGUUCGAUUCUCCUGGCGACAUCGCAUCUCCAUCUACAAAAGCAAUAGCGUCCAAACCGAGCUUUUCCAUCGAUAGGAUAAUCGGCGAAUCCAAAUCGGUAGACGUGAAGCCAGAAAUGCUAACUUUGCGGCCCAACGUCCCGCUAUUAUCCCGGACGCCAGUGGAUGCGGCUUUCACCUGUCCCGGGACAGCUUUGAACGCUCUUGAAAAAUAUCGCCAAUACCUGCAAACGCUUACUUCGAGUCCGAUGGAUGGCAACGGGACAUGGUCACGAUGA